This is a messenger RNA of Capsella rubella, 2075 nucleotides long. Its product is annotated as probable serine/threonine-protein kinase PBL7. The transcript has 4 exons. Gene Ontology annotation, molecular function: protein kinase activity; ATP binding. The coding region runs from base 171 to 1850 and encodes 559 amino acids. NCBI's taxonomy places the organism in Eukaryota, Viridiplantae, Streptophyta, Magnoliopsida, Brassicales, Brassicaceae. The record is from RefSeq and is a predicted model, not a curated record. Gene Ontology annotation, biological process: protein phosphorylation.
CUUCUCCUUAGAAUUUUCUUUGUGUUCUUCUUCGUCUCGUCUAGGUGAUUUUGUGACGUCUCCCGAGUUUUUAUGCAUUCCGAGGCUCGAUUUUAUAUCCCCCGUUUUAUUCAUUAGCAUCCGUUAGUUUGAAUCAAUCAAAUUGGUGAUCAGAAGAAGAUUGGACAAAGAUGGUUCUGGGUUGUUUCCCUCUGAAGAGCAAGAAGAAACGUGGCUCGGUGUCUAUGAAGCGGUUUGAUCCUGAAGAGAGUAGGCCAACUGCUUUACCUGAGCCGCCCAAGAUUCCAGGCCGUAAUUUACAAUCGGCUCCUCCGAGUUUCAGAACUCGUGUGAAGCCUAUCCAGUCUGGUAGUGGUGGAACCGGAGAGAGGGGUAGCCGUGCCAGAGUGAUGUCUGCUCCGUCUAGCAUUCACGGUGCUGCGGAAAGGGAUUUUCUUGUUGGAGUUUAUCACGACGACCAAGAUGACCAACCAAGAGACCCACGCUCUUCUACUAAAGAAUCUAGUCCUCAACCGCUUCCCCUGCCAUCCCCAAAGACUGGUUCUUCCUUGAAGAAUUGGGGAAGCUUUAAGUCCUUCAAUGGAAGCAGCGGUCGCUUGUCCUCAUCCGCAGCUCCAUCUGGACCUUUGCCUUUGCCACCUAGCGGGACUGUUAGGAGCUUCUCAUAUGAUGAAGUGGCUGCUGCUUGUAGCGCUUUUUACACUGACCGAUGUGUGUUGGAAGGUCUUUCUUCUGUUAUGUACAUGGCUUCCUUUGGUGAUGAAGCUUCUACCUCAGCCUUAAAGAAGGUCGACGCAACUGUUGUGCGACUUCACGUGACUACUCAGAGUAUCAGAGAGUUCAUUAAUGAAGUGAACACAUUGGCCUCGCUGCAACACCAAAAUCUGUGUAAACUGGUAGGCUAUCAUGCCCGUGAUGGUUCUGACACAAGAAUGUUGGUGUACGAGAGGCUGACUCUCGGUAGUUUGGACCGGUUGCUGCAUGGGAGAUCAGAUGGCCCUCCACUUGAUUGGAACACUAGAAUGAAGAUUGCUCUUUGCGCAGCUCAGGGCUUAACCUUCUUGCACGAAGAAGGCCCGUUUCAGGCAAUGUACAAUGAAUUUUCUACUGCUAGUAUCCAAGUCGACAAAGAUUUCAGCGCCAAGCUAUCGGGAUACGGUUGUGCAGGGAAUGUUCCCGAGACAGAGACAUCAAACAGUUCAGCACUUGCAAACCUCUCGGUGGAGACACUAGAGAGAGGGCUUUUGACCCCGAAGAGCAACGUGUGGAGCUACGGAAUAGUUCUUCUUGAGAUGUUGACGGGGCGGAAGAACAUGGACGGAGCUUACCCGAAAGAAGAGAGGAACUUGGUGAAAUGGAGCCGAGCUUUUCUAGCAGACGAUUGCAGGCUCUCACUCAUAAUGGAUCCUCAGCUGAAAGGUCGGUUCCCGAUGAAAGCUACAAGGAGCGUAGCGGAUAUAGCACAGAAAUGUCUGCAGGUGGAGCCAUCAGAGCGUCCAACCAUGAGAAACAUUGUGGAACAACUCAAGGUCAUACAGGACAUGAAGUACUCGUGUAGGUUCCCGUUAAGAGAACCCGCACCGGUCACGGAAAGGAAACAUAUGGGAAGAUCAAGCAGCCUCAACACCAUUGUUUGGACCCCAGCGUCAGCGCCACCAAGGUCAAGCUUUUCACCCUCGCCUCCUCCACGACGACCGUCGGUUUCACCCAUAAGGGAACGGGAACGGGCGCUCGCGUUCCCACCAGUGUUUCCGCCAAGAGCUUGUUCAUCCUUGGAGGAGAUGGCUAGGGAAGAGGUUCGGAGAUCGUCUUCAGCGAGUGGUAGGAGAACUAGUCUGGAAGGGUUUUGAUUUGUUCAUAUUUCUUUCUUCUUUUUCGUCCUAUUUGUUUUCUAUAUUUUUGGCCUUGAUUUGUUUUUUUUUGGAUUCCAAAUAUAUAUAUAUAAAAAAAAAAGUUUUUUUUUCUUUCCUUUUUCUUGGCGUUAUUUAUGAAUCCGGAGAGAUUGGUUGUGAUUGCUGUACAUAAUAAUCAAACAUUUCUUCUUUUAGAUUUAAUAAUCAACAUUGUACAUAAUA